AUGCAAUGCAAACAUGAAUGCUCACACAAACCGUGGAGAGGAUGCACGAUCUUUGGCUCAUGGAAUGGGAACAUGGCUGUAGUAAACGUAAUUAAUCAGCAGGCCUUUCUCAAUAUGCCAAACAUUAUGUUAUGGAGUGAACCUGGUCUUGUACCUGAUGACAGUGACCAUGUUGAAGAUAAGGUUUGUGCAGCGCUUCAAGGAAAGAAUGUGAUCCCAAAGGUUGGGAUUCAAGAUGGACCAGAGGCCUUUAAAAAGUUGAUGAGCAGUCAUCAGAAUGAUGGAAAGCCAGUGAAUAUUCCUAGUAUGAUGGGAGAACAGGAAAGGGCCAGCCAUUUUGUCGGAAGUCCAUACUGUUUAGCCAACACACCAGGCACUCCUGUUGGUAGUUAUGAAUCUGAGCACUUUUUCAUUAACUGUGGCAGAACUGUUGAAAGUGCUAGCUUGCAUAAAAAACUACAGAAAAUGCACAGUACUGGAAGUGAUGCCAGUAGACAACUUCAAGUUGGUGAAGCUUCACCUAUGAAACCAACUAUUGCAAACUUUCUGGAAGAUUUGAAUUUGACAAAAUAUAUUUCCACAUUUGAAGAUCAAGAUGUGGAUUUUAUUACACUACUAACCCUCACAGACAGUGAUCUAAGAGAAGUUGGAAUUUCAUUGUUUGGUCCAAGAAGGAAAAUUCUUACAGCAAUAUCAGACUGGAAGGAAGAAAAUAAUUAUUUGAACACAGAAAAUGACAGAAAAGCUCUGGAGGAAUGCCAACAUCAAGCUCACAAAAUAGAAGCACAGCUUCUUAAUGCCACUUCUGAAGUGAAGCAGCUUCAAACUCUUCUCUCUCAGGAGAAAGACUUGCGUCUUUGUGUUGAAGGUUGUCUUGUGGAAGAGAAGGCUAAACGACAAGAGAUUUACAUGAGGGUGUGUCAAAUGAGGGAACACUGGCAACAAGUGGAAGAAGAAGGGGAAAAUUUAAAAUCUCUAUGCAGAGAAUUAGAAGAGAAUGGUAACUUUUCUCAGGCAAGAGUGAAAGAGGUGUAUUGUAAACUAGCAAGCUCUAUUGAAAAUCUGGGAAAGGUUGUUCAGUUAGGUAAAACUGGUAUCAGUUCUAUUUUGUAUGUGGAUCAGAAUUCCCAAGAUGGGAAUUCCUCUGAAUCCUCUGGUAAUUCAAGUUCUUAA
Pocillopora meandrina is the source of this 1173-nucleotide messenger RNA. The record is from the annotation of a GenBank genome assembly. NCBI's taxonomy places the organism in Eukaryota, Metazoa, Cnidaria, Anthozoa, Scleractinia, Pocilloporidae.